This is a messenger RNA of Podarcis muralis (Common wall lizard), 2597 nucleotides long. NCBI's taxonomy places the organism in Eukaryota, Metazoa, Chordata, Lepidosauria, Squamata, Lacertidae. The record is from RefSeq and is a predicted model, not a curated record.
UCCUUGUUUGCUCUCCUCCUCUGAAUUCUGUGGUGACACACCCAUCUGAGGCACAGUCGUAACCAUUUUAUUCUGAUUCAGUUAAGGGAGGAUUAGUUAGAAAUCUAGUCUCUUCAGUAUUUGUCAAUGACAACUCAUCAGUUUCAGAUAUAUUACUAUACCUUUUGCCUUUUCGCUUCAUGUAGUAAAAAGAAGAUAUUGACAAAGACAUGGAAGGUGACUUGUUGCUGAUUGGCUCUUGUGGUAGAAAGAGGGCCAAUCCUUUCUACUCCAGCCACCUAUUCAUAUAGAGCUAAGCCCACCAUUAUUCAAAUUUGAUGCUACUGGAUACCACCUGAUCAGUAUUACAGGUUGUUGCUGUUUAAAUGCAAUGAAUGAAAAAGUCUAAAGGUAUGGUUUGGAAGAAGCCAUAUGGAUAUGGAUCAGAGGACUGGAUUAUUGGCUCAUAUUUCAAUUCAUUUGCAAAAUAUAUUGUCCAGUUCUGAGAAUUAACUAGAUCUGGAUGGCUGUCAGGGAUUUCUCACCACAAUGGAGAGACUAGUGAAGCCGAUCUUUGUGGUUGGUGUCGCUAUGAUCAGUUUUGUUGGAAUAUGGAGGAAGGCUGUUUAUAUUAAAGGAACUGUCAGCCCUGAAAUUGUCCAAGUUGGACAAGAUGUGAUAUUGCGCUGCCAAGUAGGAGGCUGCACAUCCUCCAGGCAACAAGUCCACUUAUAUAAGUGGGAAGGCUCCAAAAAUCAAACCUUGUAUAUCCACAAUAGCACAGAGCAGCAGUACAGCGUUCAAGAAAGUGUUCAAGAGAGCAACACUCACAAAGGAUACUAUGAGAAUGGAUUCCUUGAAGUGACUCUCCUCCAGGUGCAGCUAGCAAACGGUGGGCAGUAUGUGUGCUCCAUGAUGUGUGAUGAUGUCUAUAAAGAAGAUAUUGUGGAGGUGACAGUAGAAGGUUUAAUUAGUGUUGCUGUUGGGGAUGUUGCCAUUCUUCCAUGCCAGAUGAUUGAGACCUAUUAUCCCUCUCAUCUGGAACUGCAGUGGAGAAGAAGCAGCCCUGGGAAGAGCAGGACCAUCUAUUCUUACCAGCUUUAUUGGGAUACCUGCCCAUCGGUUUGUUAUGGAGACAAAUUUAAUGCUAGGUGCCCUUAUUCAAAUGGACCCAAGAGCCAAGUAUGGCUUAGGAAGAAGUACAAACUAAACACAGAGGUGUUGAAACACAAUAAUCUUGGGGUUGGAAAUAUUUCCCUGAAACUAAAUAACAUUCAGAAAGAAGAUGCAGGGAGAUACGAAUGUUCAGUGAACUCUAACUUGCAGCGCAAAGUGGUAAUCUACAAGCUUGAUGUGAGAGCCUUUGUAGGUGUUUUAGUUGUCGGCAAUGUAAAUCCUAAAAUUGGCAGAAUUGGACAAGGUGUGAUAUUACAUUGCCAAGUAAGAGGAUGCAAAUCUUCCAGAGUGCAAGUGCAAUUAUAUAAGUGGGAAGGCUCAAAAAAUCACACAUUGUACACCCACAACAGCACAAACCAGCACAGGGCUGAAGAAAAAAGCACAGGAGAGAGUGAUGAGAAUGGCAUUCACAAAGGAUACUAUAAGAAUGGGCUCCUUGAAGUGACUCUUCUUAAUGUGCAACUAGCAGACAGUGGCCAGUAUGUUUGUGCCACAACAUGUGAUGAUGUCUACAAAGAAGAUAUUGUGGAGGUGACAAUAGAAGAAGUGCCUGUCCAAAGUGCUGAAGUCUGGAUGUUCUGUGGCUUUGCUUUCCUAGCUUUCCUCUUCAUAGUAAGUUGGCAUUUUUAUAGAAAGCUAGAAGAAUUAAAGAAAGGCAAUGAACAGUUAAAGACAGAAAAUGAAAAACUAAAGGGAGAAAUGAAGGCAAAAACAGAACAAUAUGAAGCAGGAAAGGAACAAUUGGAGAUGGUUAAAGAAAUAUUAGCUGCCCACUUACACAAAGCUGAUGUGGUCUUGGACCCCAGGACAGCUCACCCAAAGCUAAAAGUGUCUGAAGAUGGCCAAAGUGUUUGGAACACAGGAACUGUUUCUCAGGUUUCUGACUGGGAGAAGCGAUUUGACUCCCGCACAUUCAUUCUGGCAAAAUGUGGAUUUUCAGAAGGCAAACAUUACUGGGAGGUGGAGAUUGAUCAGAAGAAAACCUGGGACUUGGGAGUUGCCUCUGCAACCGCUUCUAGAAAGGGGGAGAUCACCCUGUCUCCUGAGAAUGGCUACUGGGUCAUAGGAUGUGAUGAUGGGAAAGAUUAUUGGGCUCGGACAGAGCAAUGGACCCGCCUGAAAGUGAACGGAAAGCUUACAAAAUUAGGAAUAUUUCUAGAUAAAUCAGCUGGAAGCUUAUCUUUUUAUGAUGUCUGCAGACAUAGGAAAUUGCACACUUAUAAAACACUUGGUGUUGGGGACCUUUAUCCCUUCUUCUAUAUAGGCUCUGUAACUAAUCAGCCAUUGAAAAUUGUAUAAUAUUUGAAAGAAAAUGAGAUUGUGGGGGGGAAUGAAAACAAAUUCCACAGAUAGCUGAGAAUUAAUUAGCACAGGUCUUUAGUUUAACCAUGAUUUUUUCUUUCUUUCUCAUAUUGGUGUCAGAGAAUAAAAGACUCGGAAUA